Apaloderma vittatum (bar-tailed trogon) is the source of this 955-nucleotide messenger RNA. RefSeq names its product FGFR1 oncogene partner 2 (gene FGFR1OP2). Bases 1 to 648 code for a protein of 215 amino acids. The transcript is spliced from 5 exons. NCBI's taxonomy places the organism in Eukaryota, Metazoa, Chordata, Aves, Trogoniformes, Trogonidae. Gene Ontology annotation, biological process: response to wounding. The record is from RefSeq and is a predicted model, not a curated record.
AUGAGUUGCACAAUUGAAAAGGCCUUAGCAGAUGCAAAAGCACUGGUGGAACGGCUAAGGGAACAUGACAACGCAGCAGAAGCUCUUAUUGAACAGACUACAGCUCUUAACAAGCGGGUUGAAGCAAUGAAACAGUACCAAGAAGAGAUUCAAGAGCUCAAUGAAGUAGCAAGACAUCGCCCUCGGUCUACCUUAGUGAUGGGUAUCCAACAAGAAAACAGACAGAUUAGGGAAUUGCAGCAAGAAAAUAAAGAAUUACGCACAUCUCUUGAAGAACAUCAGUCUGCUUUGGAACUCAUAAUGAGCAAGUACAGAGAACAGAUGUUUAGGUUGCUUAUGGCGAGCAAAAAGGAUGAUCCAAGUAUAAUAAUGAAGUUAAAAGAGCAACAUUCCAAGGAGCUGCAAGUGCAUGUGGACCAAAUUACAGAAAUGGCAGCAGUAAUGAGAAAAGCCAUUGAAAUUGAUGAAAAGCAUGGCUGUAAAGAGCAAGAACGUAUCAUUCAGCUUGAGCAAGAAAACAAAGGAUUGAGAGAAAUCCUUCAGAUAACUAGAGAAUCUUUUCUGAACCUCAAGAAAGAAGAUGCAUCAGAGAGCACAUCUCUGUCGGGAUUAGUAACAAGCAGUGAUUUGAGCCUGAGAAAAAGCUAAAGACUAUGGAAGUCAACAAGCUUCAAUUGCACACUUUACAGUUAUCAGGGGUCACUUGUCAAGCACUUGUUACUGAAUAGGGCACCAGCAAACAAAGGCAUCUUAAACUCCAGUUUAGUGGCUUUUAUACUAUUUAAAAUAAAAGCAGUAUUCUACAAAAACCUUAGUGACAGAUUAAUUGCCAUGGAUCUAACUUCAGUAGGAAAUGGAUUAAUGCGCUUAUGAAUUGGGAAUUAUUUUUAUAUGAAUUCAUUUUACACAUAAAGGACAAGAUUUCACAUAAUUUAUAUAUGUUAUUGCUCAUACA